AAGGUAUGAAAUUUUAGUGCAAAAAAAAUUAAAAUUUUCUCAUGUAACUAUUUUGAGUGAGUUCUUGUUUCUCUUUGCAUGAAUUUAUGUGUUUCGGGAUUCAUUUUUCAUUGAAAAAUUAAUCUAAAAUAGUUGUUUAUUCAAUCACUUAGAUUAAAUAGUGUCAAUAGAUGUAUAUAAUAUAUAUAGUUUAAUGUAUAAUUUAUGCUUAUGAUUAGAAAAAGUUAACAGUGAAUUCGACUGGCUAUGUAUGAAAAUUCCUUUUUUUAUUGACAAUAUGAUGUUUCUUUUAAGUUUCUUUUUCCUACCCUUUAUUUAUUAGGCUUUGAAGUUUCAAUGUUUACAUGUAUUUUUGUAGUUGAGUAGUAUAUGAAGGGUCUUUUGUUGGAGUACUUUGGUUCUUUAAUGAAUAAAAUUCUAGUGCAAAAGAUAGACAAUGCAAAUGCAAGAUAAAGUUGCGUACAAUAAAUUCUUAGUUCGGCCCUUCUCUGAACCCGUAUAGCGGAUGCUUUAGAGGACUGAGCUGUACUUCAUUUUUUAUUGACAAUAUGAUUUUUUGAAGUUUUUUGUUCCUACCCUUUGUUUAUUAUGCUUAAAAGUUUCAAUCUUUACAUGUGUUUUUGUUGUUAGUAGUAGUAGUAGAAAGAAAGAAACUUGGACAAUUGGCACAUAACCAAAUAGUUCCCCUGCUACUGUCACCAACUUGGCUUCUUCUUGCCUCUUAUAAUUUUGUUCACAUCAUAACUUACAUUAAAAUCAAAUUUUGUAAUUAUUGUCUGAAAGUAUAUAAAGGGACUUUUGUUGUUGUACUUUGGGGCUUUAAGGUAUGAAAUUUUAACGCAAAAGGUGGACUAUGGAAGUGUUGCUAAUGUAACUCUCUUGAGUGUGCCUUUUUCUGAAGGGGUUCGGUGAAAAAUUACAUUAUUUAUUUUUUAUAUUUUGAAUUUUUGAGAUAAAAAUCCCGACUCUGCCACCGUUUGUUAUGCAUUUAUGAUUUUUAGGGUUCAUUUUUCAUUGACAAUGUUAUGUUUUUUUGAGUUCAUCUAUCCUGACUCUGCCACCUUUUAUGUAUUAUGCUUUAAAGUUUUAAUCUUUACUUGUAAUUUUGUAGUUAUUAGUAGUAGAAAGAAAGAAACUUGGACAACUGGCACAUAACCAAAUGGUUCCCCUGCUCUUGCCACCACCUUUGUCUCCUUCUUGCCUCUUCCUUCUACAAUUGUUUCCCAUCAUCAUAACUGACAUAAAAAAAAAAUCAAAUUUUUGUAUUUAUUUAUCAUCUUAAAUAGAAAAAGUAUUUUUUUUGUUGAGAGUACUUUUGGGCUUUAAGGUGUGGAAAUUUUAGUGGACAAUACACACUGAAAGUUUUAACUCUAUUGUGUGAGUGAGUCCUUGGUUCUCUUUGCAUGCAUAUAUGUUUUUGAGGGUUCAUUUUUUGUUGGAAAUAUGAUGUUUCUUUAGUUUCUUUAUCCUACCCUUUAUUUAUUAUGCUUUAAAGUUUCAAUCGUUACAUGUAUCUCGUUUCACUUUAGUAGAAAAAAGAAAGUCUUAUCCCUCUCCUUAUAUAUAUAUAUUAUUAGAUGAGUAUACUUCUGUGGGAACGUUGAGGAAGUGGAAGUUUAAGGUUUUUUUCUUGUUUGAUGGACUGAAAUGGGAUUUAGUGUUUGCGUAGUGUAUUUCGUUUUAGCUUUUUAUUUAUUAGCAGAAAUGUCACUGAGAAAUAAGUCGUAGACAAUCUUGAAAUGAUUGAAGCAAAGAAAGAAAAGAUUAUGUUUUUAUCCGUUGUUAUUGUAACUGGCAGAAGGAAAGCCUUGGAGGGACGGUAAAGUUGUCAACUAGGUCACAGAGACAGGGUUCUAGCCAUGAAUCCGCCACUGACCCUCGUGUUAGAGUAAGUUGCCUAUGUCAUGUACCCGUAGUUUGUGGUCCCUCUCUGGACCCUGCAUGAAAGCUUGCUGCUUCGCGUGUCCUUUGUGUUAUUAGAUAUGGUUAUCGUGGAGGGUGAUUGUUUUAUACCUCUUGUUUGUUUAUGUUGUUAAUUCAUUUUGUUUGGUUGUGGUUUCAAAAUUUUUAGUAAGUUGAUGUACUUCUACUCACUAUUUGCAUUUGGAUAGUCUUGAAAGAAUAGAACCAUUUUGACCGUAUUGUCAUGUUAAUUUGUGUUGAUAGUUUUGUUUUCUAGAGAGGAGUCCUAUAUAACGUUAAUUUCAUCCCUUUAAUAAAGCACAAUCUACGGCGGAGCCACCUUUGUAAAGGUCCUAGAAAAUUACAGUGCGUAGAUACAUGAUUCUUUUUGUGUGUGUGUAUACCCAUGUUUUCUUCAUGUAUGUACUUUUUUAUAUUUUGACUUCUCUCGGUGAAAAUCCUGGCAUAACUUGGUACCAAUAGAUGGAAUUUUGAUUUGUAAAAUGUGUGUCUUGUGCUGCAGGACUGCUUUUGAAUGCCUAUGUAAAAUUGCUACUUAGACAUAUGGGCUUAGUCUAUUCAUAACUGAGUUAACUAUUUCUUUUUUGGAGAAUUUAAAGAGAGUGAAUCUUGUCAAAAGAAUUCCUUGAUGGGGGGUGUUUGUUCAUGUAAAAGAGACCACUAUGCUGAUGAGAACAUAACUAGAAGAGGCUUCUCCAGUAGAUAUUUCAAAUUUGGGAGCUCAAAAUGGCUCGAGUCCUCCCUUUUUCUGCCUGCCUCGUGUUGUCAAUUUCAACUAAGCAGUUGUCCGUCCCUCCUUGAGUUAUGCAUUCAUAAAAUAUGUGAGGACAUCACCAAAUAUCAUUCAUUUUCGAUGCUCCCAAGGGACAUUAGCCAGUUGAUAUUCAACCAUCUGGUGGAUUCAUGCAGCCUUUCUGAUAACUGUAUUGACGCUUUCAGAGGUUGCGCCCUACAGGAUAUGUGCAUGGGAGAAUGUACAAGAGUAAAUGAUAAAUGGAUGGACGUUAUAUCUUCGCAAGGAUCAUCAUUAUUGUCUGCAUAUAUCUCUAGCACUGAGGUUACAGAUUUUGGUUUAAGCCUCUUAAGGAAUUGCUCAAACCUCCAAGCUUUAGGAUUGGAUUGCUGCGACAAAAUUUCUGCCCGUGGCAUUGAGCAUAUCGGUGGUUUUACACAUUUGACAUACUUGGGUUUUAGAAAAUGCUGUGGGCUUAGUGCUGAAGCAAUGAAAAGUUUGUCCGGCUUAAUGAAACUUGUUAAGUUGGAAUUUGAGCGAUGUCCUCUAAUUCAUGGAGGUUUUGUUCAUCUUGAAGGUUUGACGAAUCUUGAAUCUCUCACUUUAAGAAGCUGCAAGUGUAUUACAGAUUCGGACUUGAAGCCUCUUGCAGGGCUUGUGAAUUUGAAGGAACUUCAGAUUUCAUGUAACGACAUAACAAAUGUUGGUGUGUCUUAUUUGAGAGAUUUGUACAACCUCGUCGUGCUAAACUUAGAAGGGUCGUCUGAAGUUACUGCUGCAUGUUUGGAUUACCUCACAGCUCUUACUUCACUGAAGUCACUAAAUGUCAAUAGAUGUCACCUAUCAGAUGAUGGAUGUGAGAAGUUUUCAGCACUCAGCAGUUUGAAAGAGUUGAAUCUGGGAUUCAACAAUAUCUCUGAUACAUGUUUGGGACAGCUAAACGGGAUGACAAAGUUGGAAGGCCUCUACUUGGAUUCUUGUAGGAUCAGCAACGACGGUCUUGCUCAUUUAGCUGGUCUUUCAAACUUGAAAGCUUUGGAGCUGUCUGAUACUGAAGUUGGAAGCAAUGGAAUAUUUCAACUCUCUGGGUUGACAAAAUUGGAGGAUCUCAAUCUCUCGUUCACCUCAGUAACUGACAGUGGUUUGAUAAAGUUAUGUGGAUUGACUUCUCUGAGGUCACUUAACCUUGAUGCUCGUCAAAUUACAAACUCAGGCCUUGCAGUUCUCACCAGUUUAACUGGAUUGACUCAUCUGGAUCUUUUUGGUGCUCAGAUCACGGAUUCCGGGACAAAGUAUCUGUCAUAUUUCAAAAACCUGCAAUCUCUUGACCUCUGUGGUGGUCGGUUGACGGAUGCUGGCGUCAACAACAUAAAGGAUCUUACUUGUCUGAUGUUGCUAAACCUGUCACAAAACAUGAGGCUAUCAGAUACAGCGUUGGAGUUUCUAUCAGGUUUGACAUCAUUGGUUUCUUUGAACAUCUCAAACUCCAGAAUCACCAAUGAUGGCUUGCAGCACCUGAAGCCUCUCAAGAAUUUACGCGCGUUAUACCUGGAAUUUUGUGGGGUGACAGCAUGUGAAAUCAAGAAGCUUCAAGCUACAACCCUUCCUGAUCUUGCGCGAUACCGUCCUAAUCAAUGAUAAUAGUUUAUCCUGGCUAUAAGACUAUAGAUGGACAACUGUUUUGCUGUGUUAAUAGACUGAAUAACAGCAACUGGUUUUUAUCUGCACAUAUACUGAGAGAAAUAGCUUUCUAUUUCUAGCUAUUUUUCUGGUGUUUAAUUACCUCUCUUAAAUCAAGACCUCUUUAUGUGGUUUA
This is a messenger RNA of Capsicum annuum, 4472 nucleotides long. RefSeq names its product probable inactive leucine-rich repeat receptor kinase XIAO. Gene Ontology annotation, biological process: SCF-dependent proteasomal ubiquitin-dependent protein catabolic process. The transcript is spliced from 15 exons. Gene Ontology annotation, molecular function: protein binding. Gene Ontology annotation, cellular component: SCF ubiquitin ligase complex. Bases 2552 to 4294 code for a protein of 580 amino acids. NCBI's taxonomy places the organism in Eukaryota, Viridiplantae, Streptophyta, Magnoliopsida, Solanales, Solanaceae. The record is from RefSeq and is a predicted model, not a curated record.